Messenger RNA from Telopea speciosissima, 2016 nucleotides. Its product is annotated as pentatricopeptide repeat-containing protein At3g02650, mitochondrial-like. Lineage: Eukaryota; Viridiplantae; Streptophyta; Magnoliopsida; Proteales; Proteaceae. The record is from RefSeq and is a predicted model, not a curated record. The transcript has a single exon. The coding region runs from base 35 to 1897 and encodes 620 amino acids. Gene Ontology annotation, molecular function: protein binding.
CAAAACCCUCGCAUUGUAACGUUGAGUGAGAGAGAUGUGGAGAUUCAGAGCUGGUGCUCUUCUCUUCAGAUGGUCAAGCCGUUUAGCUCCUUCGCUUCAAAACGUGGUACCAUUGAAAGCCCCAAUUGUAAUUCGAUUUGCAUCUCCACAUUUCUCAAAUUCGGUCUCCAAAACCAAACCCCUUUAUCAAAGCCCUAGGUUUUUCUCUCUUGAUUCAGCCUCUAAUAGUCCUGAUUCAAGUGACGAAGCUCAUGAUUCAUUAGGUGCUUCUUCACCUACAGAAAGAGAUGGUGUUCUUAAUGAAAAAAAUGGUUUUGUUUCGCAAGAUUCAGAGUCUUCUUCAGUCCUUUUUGCAGAUAAGGCUAGUUUUGUUUCUCAUGAAUUGGAUGCUUCUUCGGAAAUCUUCGAAAAUGCUACCGAUAAAGAGGUUGUUCAAGGUGAAGACCAAGGCUUUUCAUCGUGUGAGACUGCUGAUGGUGAUGAUCGAGUAAGCAGUUUUGCCUCAGAAGAAUCUAUAGAAGAAACCACGGUCGAAAUACCCGAGAUUGAUCUGGAACAACUCGAGAAUGUUGUAUCUGUUCUUCAAAGUACUUUGGAGGAGCCUUUAGAAUCAAGCCUGGAGAAGAUGGAUUUGACGGUAAAUGAGGAGUUCGUUGUCAGGGUACUCCAGACGCCACUUAUGGUGGGUGAGAAUUUAAUUGGGUUUUUCAAAUGGGCCUGGAAAAAACCUGAAUUUUCUAUCGGUACUCGGGUUGUUGAUACCCUUGUUCGAGUGGUCAGUGCUAGUGUGAGGAAGAAAGAUGCCUACGCUUUAUGGGAUUUGGUCAAGGAGAUUGGAGAGAAGGAGAAUGCUUUAUUAAGCACUGAUAUUCUUAAUGAGUUGAUCCAUCUGUUCCGGAAGUUGGGCAAGGGAAAGGCUGGUCUAGAAGUUUUUAACAAGUUUGAAGAAUUUGGUUGUGAUCCAAAUGCAGAUUCUUACUAUUUUACUAUUAACGCACUUUGUUGUCGGUCAUUCUACGAUUGGGCCUGGUCUGUCUGUGAGGAGAUGCUCAGCACUGGAAACUUACCUGAUUCUGAGAAGGUUGGUAAGACCAUAUGUUGUUUCUGCAAAGGAAGUAGGGCUAAAGAUGCACAUUUGGUUUAUCUGAUGGCAAAGGAGAAGAACAAGUACCCACCUCGAUCUUCUGUUAAUUUUCUGAUCAAUUCUCUAUGUGGAGAGGAUGAAACUGUUCAGUUAGCGGCUGAGUUGCUACAUGAUUUUUCAGGAGAAGCACGUAGGUACGCAAUUAAGCCAUUUUCAUCUGUUGUUCGUGGUCUAUGUAGGAUAAAAGAUGUGAAAGCAGCAAAGGACUUGCUAUUUAAGAUGAUUGAUGAAGGCCCACCUCCUGGGAAUGCAGUGUUCAAUUCACUCAUCAGUGUGCUUUCUAGAGCUGGGGACAUGGAUGAGGCCAUGGAGCUGUUGAAAGUGAUGGAGAGUAGGGGUCUAAGACCUGAUGUGUACACUUAUAAUGUGAUUAUGAGUGGUUAUGCACAGGGUGGUCAUAUGAAAGAAGCAUGUAGAGUUCUAUCAGAAGCGAAAAAGAAGCAUUCCAAGCUCACCCCUAUUACUUACCAUAUACUAAUUCGUGGGUAUUGCAAACUUGAGGAAUUUGAUAAGGCUCUGAAGUUGCUGAGUGAGAUGAAGAAAUUUGGUGUCCAGCCAAAUUUUGAUGAGUAUAAUAAGUUGAUUCAGUCUCUUUGCCUCAAGGCUUUAGACUGGAAGACAUCAGAGAAACUCUUAGAAGAAAUGAAACAUAAUGGCUUGUUUCUUAGUGGGAACAUUAGGGGUCUUAUAAGGGCAACAAAGGAAUUAGUAGAGGAGGAAUUGCAAGCAAGAGAUGUUGGUGCUGAUGCGUAGAUCAUCCAUGGGUUGUUUGGUGCAGUUUCACGAUCACAAUCAGUUUUUUUAUAUCAUUUUUUUAGCUUAUGGAGAGGAUCUUUGCGUGUAAUUUUCCUAUAAAGAAUGCAUUUUUCCCA